UGAUUUUGCAUUUCUGGGUAGGGGGCCCUUGUGCACACGCCCUACCCCUGCUGCCGUUCACAGCCCCGGCUGUCAAAUCACCGGGUCCUGGCCAAUGCACACUGGUUUGUAUGGCUCUGCAUAGCACAGACACAACCUCAUAGGAAAACACACACAGUUAACCCUUUGAUCGCCCCACAUGUUAACCCCUUCCUGCCCAAUGCCAUUAGUACAGUGUCAGUGCUUUUUAUUAGCACUGAUCACUGUAUUGGUGUCACUGGGGAUGUCAGUGACACUACAUCAGUUCCCCCCACUGUCAGAAUGCCUGCCGCAGUCCCGCUAU
Messenger RNA from Staurois parvus, 322 nucleotides. Lineage: Eukaryota; Metazoa; Chordata; Amphibia; Anura; Ranidae. The record is from the annotation of a GenBank genome assembly.